GAGCUUUUCCCUACUCUCUCCGCAUCCACCUCCCCAAACAGUCCCAUUGAGCACGUAUUUGUCCUCAAUCUGACAUUUCAAAAUGUUCGCUCGUCAAGCUUUCCGCUGUUCUCAGUCCCUGAAGCAGGGCUUCCGCAAGUACUCCACGGAGGCGCCCAAGGCCAAGGCCUCCUUGGCUCCUAUCUACGUCGGUGUCGGUCUUGCUGGUCUUGGUGUUGGUUUGUACCGCUACAACUCGGCCUCCUCUGCCACCGCCGAGGCCCCCGUCGUCCGCGAGAAGGUUUUCAAGGGUGGUGACCAGGGAUGGUUCGACCUGAAGCUGUCCGAGAUUGAGGUUCUCAACCACAACACCAAGCGUCUGCGCUUCGAGUUCGAGGACAAGGAGGCUGUCUCUGGUCUCCAGGUUGCCUCUGCUCUCUUGACCAAGUUCAAGCCCGUCGAUGCUAAGGCCGUGAUCCGCCCUUACACUCCCACCAGCGAUGAGGAGACUCCCGGGUACAUCGACCUUGUCGUCAAGGUCUACCCCGACGGAGCCAUGUCCAACUACCUGCACAACAUGAACGUCGGCCAGCGCCUGGACUUCAAGGGUCCCAUCGUCAAGUACCCCUGGGAGACCAACAAGCACAAGCACAUCACCCUGAUCGCCGGUGGCACCGGUAUCACCCCGAUGUACCAGCUGGCCCGUGAGAUCUUCAAGAACCCCGAGGACCAGACCAAGGUCACCCUCGUGUUCGGCAACGUGACCGAGGAGGACAUCCUCCUGAAGAAGGAGUUCGAGGAGCUCGAGAACACCUACCCCCGGCGCUUCCGGGCCUUCUACGUCCUGGACAAGCCCCCCAAGGAGUGGACCGGUGGCAAGGGCUUCAUCAGCAAGGAGCUCCUGAAGACCGUCCUCCCCGAGCCCAAGGAGGAGAACAUCAAGAUCUUCGUCUGCGGUCCCCCCGGCCUGUACAAGGCCAUCAGCGGCCCCAAGAAGAGCCCCGCCGACCAGGGCGAGCUGUCCGGAGUCCUGGCCGAGCUGGGCUACAGCAAGGACCAGGUGUUCAAGUUCUAAGCCAGCUGUAUAUGAUAACCAUGAAGCUCUCUCUGUUUCGUUUCGGCGAUUGCUCUCCCCCACGGAGAUUCGAAUGUGGACCCCCUGUGGGGGUUUUAGAAGGCACGUCCUUGUUAUAUUAGAGACCUUGGAUUAGCGAGCAGUGAUUUUUCCUGCGAGCAGGCGCGAAAUGAUAUACCUAGCUUUGAUCUUUCAA
Molecule: messenger RNA, 1250 nt
Organism: Aspergillus fijiensis CBS 313.89
Lineage: Eukaryota; Fungi; Ascomycota; Eurotiomycetes; Eurotiales; Aspergillaceae
Product: cytochrome b5 reductase family protein
Exons: 4
Coding region: 83-1054 (323 amino acids)
Biological process (GO): ergosterol biosynthetic process
Molecular function (GO): cytochrome-b5 reductase activity, acting on NAD(P)H
Source: RefSeq, a predicted model, not a curated record